AUGUUUUACCAGAGUUCACACACCCCCACAAACCGGCCCCCUCCACGGUUGCGACUCCAGAAUCCAGAUCUGUUCAAACAUAUAGUCUCGCAGCCCUUCGCGAGGCGUGCUCUUGUCGCGAAUGCCGAAGAAUUCGACGACGAGCGGUACGCCUACGACGAGGACGACGACGCGGGCGACGACGACGACAUCCCGGCGGGCGACGACGGCGACGUCGUCGCACUGACGGCGGCGACGUUUUCGCAGGCCGUGAGCGAUCACAAGCACGUGAUGGUGGAGUUUUACGCGCCGUGGUGCGGCCACUGCCGCGCUCUCGCGCCGGAGUAUCGCGAAGCAGCGGCGACGCCCAAGGAGCUCGGCGUGCUCUUCGCGAAGGUGGACGCGACGAAAGAAACGGAGCUCGCCGACAAGUACAACGUGGAUGGUUACCCGACCGUCCUUUUCGCUACGGAUGGCGAAUUCCAGCCGUUCGGUGCCGGGCGAACCAGCGCGGAGAUAGUGCGGUGGGUGAAGCGCAAGCUGGGCAUGGGCGUGACGCCUUUCAACUCUGCUUGUUCCCGUGUCCUCCCCCUUCCCGCUCCCCCCCCCCCCCCCUUGCUGCUGCUGCUGUCCCGCUGGUGCAGUGCGGAGAUAGUGCGGUGGGUGAAGCGCAAGCUGGGCAUGGGCGUGACGGCGCUGGCGCCAGCCGACAUUCCCAAGGUGCCCGCGCUGCUCGAGAGCGCCGCCGCCGCUGCUGUCGCCUUCGUGUCCUCCCUUGACGCUCCAGAGGCAGCAGCGUUCGGAGACGCAGCGAGGGACACGGACGGGGUGGACUUUUUUGUCACCACGCAUGCUGACGUGGCGGCCGCCUUCGGCCUGCCAGCUGGCGAGCCGCCCACCCUGGCUGUGGUGAAGGAGGAGGAGCGGCUGGUGGUGUUCGCAAGCAGCGGCUGGAGUUUCGUCACAAGCUCCCGCCAUCACUUGUUGGAAGUCUCAAAAGCAAUUGACAGGGGGACGGAAGCAGCAGGGAAUAGGAAGCAUCAUUCAGGUGAAGUCAGGAUUGGAGCACCGAGGCAUUCCGACUGCCAGCUACAGUUCGGGCCGUACUUCAUCGAGCCUGUGAUUGCAGGUUUGGAGGAUGAUGGCACGCCCUUCAUCUGCGCCACUGACCUCAUUGGCGCCUAUGAGGAGUGCCCCGAGUUCGGUGUAGCAGGGACGGCAGACGAGUCCCUCUUUGGCGCGUGCGAGUCGUACUGGCAGCCGGGGCUGCAGCCAGAGGAGCUGUUUGAAACCAUCUCACAGGCGCUGCUGGCCGCUGUGGACAGGGACGCGCUCAGUGGAUGGGGUGCCACCGUGCAUGUCAUUACUCUUGACAAGAUUAUUACUCGCACACUCAAAGGCCGGAUGGAUUGA
Messenger RNA from Closterium sp. Yama58-4, 1392 nucleotides. The record is from the annotation of a GenBank genome assembly. NCBI's taxonomy places the organism in Eukaryota, Viridiplantae, Streptophyta, Zygnematophyceae, Desmidiales, Closteriaceae.